Molecule: messenger RNA, 1872 nt
Organism: Prunus armeniaca (apricot)
Lineage: Eukaryota; Viridiplantae; Streptophyta; Magnoliopsida; Rosales; Rosaceae
Source: the annotation of a GenBank genome assembly
AUGGAGCAACAUCGUGCACCCAUUCCGAUUUGUACUAUAAAAAUGAAUCUCCAUUGUUGUGCGAAGUGUCCAAUAAAAUUGAAGGAAAAGUUGCAGAAACUCAAUGGAGUGGAGGACAUAAACAUAGAUCCAGAACAAGGAUUAUUAAAAGUUUCAGGUGACAUAGACCCUAUGGUUCUCACAAAUAUAGUCAAAAACAUGGACAAAAAGGCAGAACUUUGGUCCUUCCAGAAAGAACCCUACAAAAACAAUGUUAAUAUUGGUGCGUCUACUAAGUACAACAUCCAAAUUGGCGAAGAUUGCUCUUGUGAUGGUGAUGAGGCUGAAAGCAGUUCGGAUGAUGAAAACAAACGCAGUAUUGCACCCAAGAAGCAACAUGGAGUUCUCACUUGGGCCAAAAAUGACAAGAAGAAGAAUGGGAAGGGAUUUUCUGGCAUGGGAAUGGGCAUGGGCAUGCCUAUGCCUCCUCAGCAUCGGCCACCUAUGCGGCCAUCUAUGGGCAUUACGGCCCAUAGGAGUUUUCAUGGGAUGCCCGGGCUCGGAUACCGGCCACCAAACCCGUAUUAUCAAUCAAUGGCAUAUCAUAGACCAUCACCGCCACCAUAUGGUUACUACGGACAAAUUCAGCCACCACCUUAUUCAUAUUUUCAGUCAAGAUCGCCACCCAAAGUUAACCCUAUUGUCCACUACACUAAUUAUGCGGACAACUAUCGAUCUGUUUAUUUUGGGUCAGAGAAGAUGGGUGUUGUUCCUGUUGCCUCGUCGACGGCGUUGUUGAAAGCAGCUCUGGGCUCCAUGGACUUCGAACCAGAAUUUCCAAAAACCACAAACACAAGGUACAAAUGUGCUGCAUGCUACAAGCAGUAUAAGAAAAAGGAACAUCUUGUCGAGCACAUUAAUGUCUCGUUCCAUUCAGUUCAUCAGCCCAGAUGUAGAGUGUGUAAAAAGCACUUCAAAUCUUUUGAAUCAGAGAGGGAGCAUGUCACUGGACCACUGGCAAAAGAAAAUUGCAAGAGGGUUUUCUCUGAACAAGGUUGUGAUCUAUGUUUGAAGAUUUUUGAUAGCCCUAAUUCUCUGAGCGCGCAUAAAUAUAUGUGUCGCCUAUCUGCACCCAUUCCUCUGGUAACAAUGAUGGAGCGAUGUGAAGAAUUUAAACAUGAUAUAAACUCCAGCAACGAAUAUCACGUUGGGGAUGGUACAGAAGCAAUUGCUCUGGAUUGUGAAAUGGUUGCUGGUGGAAGUGAUGGAUCACUGGACCUGUGUGCAAGGGUGUGCCUGAUUGAUGAAGACGAGACUAUCCUCUUCCACACUUAUGUGCAGCCCCAAUAUCCUGUCGUUAAUUACAGAUAUGAAGUUACUGGGUUAACAGAAGAGCAUCUCAGAGAUGGCAUGCCACUCCAAAAAGUGCAAGAUAAGGUUUUGCAAAUUUUGUAUAAUGGAAAGACCAAACUUCUUGUGGGGCAUGGUUUAGAGAAUGAUUUGGAUUGCUUGAGAAUAAACUAUCCUGAUUACCUGCUGAGGGAUACUGCAAACUACCAUCCUCUGAUGAAAACAAAUCUGGUUAGCCACCCGCUCAAGUACCUCACCAGAACAUAUCUAGGGUAUGAUAUCCAGUCAGGUCUUCAUGAUCCAUAUGAAGAUUGUGUGUCUGCUAUGAGACUCUACAAAAGGUUCUGUGCGCUAGAUCAUCAGAAAGAAGGCAAUGUGGCUUCACUUGCUAUGCUGUGUGCAAAAGACAUCCCUGGGAGUUUUGAUUCUUGGAAAACCGACAAACUUGAGAAGAUGACGCUCGAUGAGCUUUAUGAAAUGUCGAGACCAAACUACAAAUGUUGGUGCCUGGAUUCAGUGCAAGCAGCGCAACCUCAGCAUUAG